Molecule: messenger RNA, 4710 nt
Organism: Penicillium lagena
Lineage: Eukaryota; Fungi; Ascomycota; Eurotiomycetes; Eurotiales; Aspergillaceae
Product: putative VPS9 domain protein
Exons: 4
Coding region: 1-4710 (1569 amino acids)
Biological process (GO): early endosome to late endosome transport; translation
Cellular component (GO): plasma membrane; ribosome; late endosome
Molecular function (GO): guanyl-nucleotide exchange factor activity; structural constituent of ribosome; SNARE binding
Source: RefSeq, a predicted model, not a curated record
AUGACCUCCUCUUUCUCUAUGGGGGCCCUGACCAAGGCAUUGCCGUCCCUAUGUCGGCAAUGUCAUCCCCAAGCGUCGUCCCUACGCACAAUUCGACCCUUUUCGUCUUCACCUCGAAGGCCCGCAGGCCCAGAGCAAGCAUCCUCCGAACCCAAUACCAAUACCACCAGCACCCCGACGUCCACCCGCGACUCAUCGUCCUCGCUGGACAUCUUGACUCGGAUCGCACAAGGGAACAUUACUUCAUCUGCACGUGGACGCCCUGGCAACUUCCGACGGGCCCAGAGCAUGGAAGACGAGAUGCUCACCAACCCCUACCCCGACCGCGCACCUCCCCACCACCUGCACGUCUUCACACACAAACACAACACGAUCCUCACCUUGACCCGGCCGAAUGGCAACCCCAUGAUGUCGAUGGGCAGUGGCCAGAUUGGUUUCCGCAAAGGCGGCCGUUCGGGCUUCGACCCGGCCUACCAACUAUGCUCGCAUGUCCUCGCCCAGAUUCAGGAACGAGGAUAUCUCUUGGAAAUUCAGCGGCUCGAGAUUGUCUACCGGGGGUUUGGAAAGGGACGGGAUGCCUUCAACAAGGUCAUUCUGGGGAAUGAGGGACGGAAGAUUCGCGGGCUGGUCAGCCGAGUGACGGACUCGACGCGCAUCAAGUUUGGUGGGACUCGCAGCCGCCGGUUGCCCUUCCCCGCGACUCGUCUGGUGCGAGACGAACGGCUUGAUGAGGACCAGAGUUCUUUCGCUGGGCCGUCCAAAACCGUUUGGAUGCACCCUCUAAACCCUUUCCUGCGUGCUUUCUUCCGAAGCACUGUUCCGGGCCAGUGUACUCCCGUCGAGAACCAUGUCUUGCUCGUCCCGACGACAGAAUGCCUGGCCGGAUCGCGCGACCGGGAAUCCACGCUCCUCUACUCAGACCUCGUCGCGUCGGAGGAGUUUCUAGGGAGCCAUGUGCUGCGCAUCCCGAUGCCCCUUGGCCCUCCAAUGGGGAAAGAGGAGACAAAUGUGCGCGAUAACAGGAGCAAGGCGAAGCAGCUGACUACCUUCAAUGGGAGAACGGUCAUCAUCAAAGAGAAUUCGGUCUACAGCAAUAAAGGCUUCAAGUCCUUAACCCAGGCACAACUGCUGUCUGACGCCCUGUAUUACACCCCAACGAAUGAGUCGCGACCAUGGCUCAUUUACUAUAUCUCCCGUCCGUUGAUCGGCUCCUACGAUCCCGCGAGAAUCAUCCCCGCGGCUGUACCAGGGACUGAAACGAAGAAGACCGGGGUGACAAUUGCUGGCAGAAAGGAUGGCGAGCCAAAUGGGUCACCGGCGAAACAAGAGAUCAAGUCCUUCCAUGAACUGCUAGCGAAUUUCCCUAUGAUUGCAAGGCAAAUGCAACCGGGCCUGGAAAGACUGUUCCGCGAGUUUAGUAUAGAGCUAGGCAAACCGCUGCCCCAACCACCCUCACACUCACGAUCGCCUUCCGCGUCUGGCAGUGAAAGCGAAAACAGGUUAUCACGCACUGAAUCCUUGACAGAUGAAAGAUCGUCUAUCCGCAGUUGGUCAUCCCGUGGCCGAGCCCAACGACCGUUCCAGUCCGACGAAUUCUAUGUGGACGAUGAAGAUCUAAUGCGUCGGAGCUUGGAAACCGCGGUCACGGCAGCAAUUGAUCUCUUUCGCCUGGUAGACAAACAGCAAUUGUCAUUUCUGGGCGCAACCACAGAUCUGACGGGGCCUCUGGUUGAGAGUCUGAUUGAACGCUACGUUGCAGAACAAGUUCAUGAACCUUUACUCUUUUCCCGGCUAUGUGCCUUCCGACAGCCUGAAGACACAGAACUGGACACUCGCAUCCGACAAAUGGAGAGCAUCGAUGUCUCUCAGGUUGGCAUGACCAUGGAAGGCGGGCGGGAGGGAAAGAGAGAGCUAAUUCGACGGCUUGGGCGAGGAGUGGAAGCAUUUCGGAAAAUGAACGAGGCAAGGUGUCCUCAUGAUAUGCUCAACACUCUCCUGGAAACGGUCAAGGUCAUUUCUUUCCCCGGCAGCUAUAAUCGGGUGGACGGACCUGCGUCUGAAAAGAGUUCUCCUCCCGUGACGAUCAACGCCGACGUUCUGGUCUCUCUCCUGCUAGUGGUUGUCAUCCGGUCUCAAAUUCGACACUUGCAGGCGCGUUUGUUGUAUAUGCAGCAUUUUAUCUACAUCGAGGACGUGGACAGUGGUGAAAUGGGCUAUGCCUUGAGCACUUUCGAGGCAGUUUUGAUGUACCUUGUCACCGAUUCGGCGGGUCUGCGACGUGCCAGUGCUCGAAACAGACGCCUGUGGCAGGCCACCAAAGCAGGCAGGGUUUCGGACAUGAAGAGCAUUUUGGAACCGGAUGAAGACCACCAAUCUACGGACGAGGCUACUCCUCAGGAGCCCGAGCGGAAAUCUGUUCUCUUCCAGACGGAUGAUCGCGAUGAGCAAGACGAAUUGCCCUUGGAAUCGUCAUCCGUGUACAGCCAGCCAGCCAUCACAAAUGGCGAUCUAUCACAGGAGGAUGGCUCAUCUGAAGCACCGCCCUUGUCACAUGUGUUUCCGUUCCAGACUUGGAGGGCUGGGUCGCCUUUCAAGGAUUAUCAUCGGCCUGUGAAGAAGGUAUCGAUGGACGUUCGCAGCUUGUCCGAGUCCUCUGCUGUUUCUUUCCUAUCUCGCUCAACAACGAUUGGGUCUAUGGCAAGUGGGAUUGAAGGUGACUACUCCCUUGAAACCUUGACAAAGACUCAGGAUCCUGCAGGAGAUUCAAUUCCUAUGAUGACGGUGGAGAGCCGUCAGACGGAGGCGUUGAGGUAUCUUCUCACUUUGGAGGAAUACUAUCCGUUGGAAGACAUACUCGACGAUACCAACGCAGAUGGAACAACACUCCUCAAUGCGGCCGUGCAACUAGCUCACACCGAGAUCGUCGAUAUUCUUCUGGAUUUUCUUUUCACCAAGGCAGACGAGAGUCUCGUUGCUUUCUACCUCACCAAGUCGGACGUCCACGGCCGCACAGCUGGCCACUAUCUCUUCAGUACCCCUUCUCUUUUGCCCAGAUUGGGUGGCCUUUUACCUUGGCGACAGCGUGACAAGCACGGACAGACGCCACUCUUUGCUCUCUGUCGGUCGUACGACCAUCCAGAGUACAAGGACAUGGUCAAAGCCGCAUUGACAGCGGCCCAACGAGCCCAAGGUGAUGGCAAACCUCUUCAGCUUGACGAUCAUGUGGACUCCAAGGGUAACACUCUUUUGCACAUUGUUGGCGACCCGGAGAUCACCAACCGAAUUUUACAACAGAGCGACUGUGAUCCAAACGCCACUAAUGACAAGAGGUUCACACCUUUAAUGAUGGCGAGCAAGUACGGACGAAUUGACCAAGUCCGGAUAUUGUUCAUGGACCCGCGGGUCGACGUACACAUCAAGGAGUCCCGCGGACUGACAGCAGUGGAACUGGCAAAAGACGAUGAAGUACGAAACCGGGUCGACGAUUUGAUCCUUCUCUCCCAUCCUCUACCGACGUAUACAGACUCCUCUGGCCGUGUGACCAUGGUCGUGCGGUCCUUUUUUGUGGAGGAUGCGACAGUGCGCUUCAUCCUGAAAUCUGGGGCGCCGUUCCCGUCAUCUGAAUCAGUGGUGUCUCGGCCAGGAUCCACGACGUACACCGUCACGACCUGCCGUCGCAGCUUUUCCGACUUUGAAAAUCUAGCCAAGUGGUUGGCAGUAGAGCACCCGGCAUCCUUCGUACCUUCACUGUCCGACUUCCGCAACCCAUUCCAAAUACACUCGAAGCCGUCGCGAUCUGUGCUUCAUGAUCUUCAGGACAAACUUGACCGUUUCCUCAAGACGCUCUUGACCCAUCCCACCUUCUCAACACAUGAAAUGCUCUGGGAAUUCUUUCUAGUUCCGGAACUGCAGCCCGGGAUGAUGGCAGAUCGAUCUCAGCGCAAGGCCAUAGUGCUCACCGAGACGAUCGCUGACGACUAUGAGCCCAUCACCGUCGAAGGGAUGCGAGACACGGAACAAUUCAUCACCCACGCCCAGGACAUGGUCCGCAGCGUCCACGCCACCUCGCGCAAUCUGAUCCGCCGAGGUCAUGCACUGCAAAACGCCGCCUCUGACCUAGCAGACGCCAUGAGCCUCUGCUCGUCCGUUCUCUACACCUUCGAAGAACCCGCCAGGGCACUUCCUGCCUCGCACACGGACGCCUUCUCCCGCUAUGCCACCUACCUCUCCACCUCCAGCUCCGACUCCUCGCCUCUCCUCCAGUAUUUAUCCGCGCUGACCUCCAUCGAUAACACCACAGCGGCAAUCCUCAACUCCCUAGGCCGCCCGCUUUCCUUAAUGGCCACCUUCAACGCCACAAAGCGCAACGUAACCCGCUCGCGCACAUCUCUGCAUUCGUCGUCUCUGCCCCGCAAAUUCAACCUCAACCUUCCGGGCUUCGAAGAGUCUCGCCAGAAAUCCGCGCGGGACCUCGAGAAGAAAAUCCUCGAUGGCGAAGACCAGGCCUUGCGCGUAUCCAAGGAACUCUCAUGGAAUAAGGACGUUGUGGUUAGUGAGCUGGCAGGGUGGACGUCAUGGCGGGAGAAGGUGGGCCGUGAUGCCAUCCGGACCUAUGUCAAGGAUACGCUCGUCCGUGAAAAGGAGCGGGGCAAGCGCCUGGAGCGCUGUUUAAGAAGUGUAAGGGAGGCGAAGAGGGCCAAUGGAAUAUAA